Messenger RNA from Anopheles nili, 1596 nucleotides. RefSeq names its product Y+L amino acid transporter 2 (gene gb). The record is from RefSeq and is a predicted model, not a curated record. Gene Ontology annotation, biological process: amino acid transmembrane transport. The transcript is spliced from 5 exons. Gene Ontology annotation, molecular function: L-amino acid transmembrane transporter activity. Gene Ontology annotation, cellular component: membrane. NCBI's taxonomy places the organism in Eukaryota, Metazoa, Arthropoda, Insecta, Diptera, Culicidae. Bases 1 to 1596 code for a protein of 531 amino acids.
AUGCCGCUGAAGCAACGAACGGCAGUGUUGGAGCUGCACUCGCCCACAGAGGACCAGCUGGUGUCACCUGGUGACGGUUCGAUAGCUACCGAGUUCGGGUCCACCGCAGACCAUGAUCCUGGUACGGGAUCAAUGGCGUCGACGGGCGCCGAAGGACCGUCCGACCAGAAGGAGCAGAAGGACAAGGUGCAGAUGAAGAAAUCGCUCGGGCUCCUCGAGGGUGUCGCCAUUAUUCUUGGCAUCAUUUUCGGCUCGGGUAUCUUCAUCUCACCGAAGGGAGUCCUGCAGGAGGUCGGUUCGGUCGGGACGUCCCUCGUGGUGUGGGUGCUAUGCGGCAUCCUGUCGAUGAUCGGUGCUCUGUGUUACGCCGAGCUGGGUACGGCCAUCCCCAAGUCCGGUGGGGACUACGCCUACAUCUAUGAGGCCUACGGACCACUGCCGGCGUUUCUCUACCUCUGGGACGCGACGGUUAUAUUCGUCCCAAGCACGAACGCCAUCAUGGGGCUGACGUUUGCGAGCUACGUGUUCCAGCCACUGUUCGCGGCAGGCUGCUCAGUGCCGACGAUAGGUCUGCAGCUGUUUGCCGCCGUCACCAUCUGCGCCCUCACCUACAUCAACGCCUACGAUGUGCGGGUGACGACCAAGAUGCAGAACGUGUUCAUGUUCACCAAGAUCGGCGCCCUGGUGCUGGUGAUCAUCGUCGGCGUUGCCUGGAUGGUGAUGGCCGAGGGCGGUAUGGACAAUUUCGAGAACGCGUUCGAUGGCACGGUAACCGAUCCGGGCAAGAUCUCGGUCGCAUUCUACUCGGGCAUCUUCUCGUACGCUGGCUGGAACUACCUCAACUUCAUGACCGAGGAGUUGCGCGAUCCGUACAAGAACCUGCCGCGUGCCAUUUACAUUUCCCUGCCCCUGGUGACGGCCAUCUACGUGCUGGCCAACAUGGCGUACGUGGCCGUCCUGACGCCCCAAGCCAUUCUCGCCUCCGACGCCAUCGCUGUGACCUUUGCCCAACGCGCCAUGGGCUACGGUGCGUUUGUGAUGCCCAUCCUGGUGGCGAUUGCCGCUUUUGGAGGGCUUUCGGUGCACAUUAUGACAUCGUCCCGCAUGUGCUUCGUGGGUGCCCGUAACGGGCAUAUGCCCGAGAUACUGUCCCAUAUCAAUGUGAACCGCUUCACGCCGAUGCCGUCCCUCGUUUUUCUGUGCGCACUGUCCCUGUUGUAUCUGUUUAUCAGCGACGUGUACGUCCUUAUCACCUACAGCAGUAUCGUCGAGUCGUUCUUCAUCAUGCUGUCGGUCAGUGCGGUGCUGUACUUCCGUUACACCCGGCCCGACAUCCACCGACCGAUCCGGGUGCCGCUCUGGGUACCGACGCUGUUUGUCAUCAUCUGCGCCUUCCUGUUGAUCGUACCGUGCUAUGUGGCGCCCUACGAGGUGGGCAUGGGUGUGGCGUUGACCCUGGCCGGCAUUCCGAUCUAUUACGUCGGGGUUGCCUGGAAGAACAAACCGCAGGCAUUCACGGACGCGCUAGCAUGGGUGACGCAAUUUAGCCAGAAAAUGUUCAUGACCGCUAAAGAGGAAGCCGACACUGAGCAGUAG